AUCCAAUCCAUUCCGUGGAGUCGUAGCCCAUAUGGCCCCAUUCAAUGACUUGCAGGGCCAUGUUUCGCCGCAUCCGCAGCCAUUCGACCUCCGUCAUGGAACGCUCAGAAAGUGAGAAACACGUUUUUGUGGCGGAAUGGGAUGAGGAAGGCGUUUUCUUCUACCAGGCCUUCAACAAGCAAAUUGCCAACUGGGCUGUGAAAGAGCAGCGAUUUGGUGGUCCCCAUUUCAAACCUGACCGAAUGACUUGGAUCAAACCAUCUCUGGCAUGGGUCCUCUACCGUGCUGGUUAUGGAUUCAAAGAUGCCAACCAGGAACGCAUUUUGAAGAUCAAGGUGCCCCACACAGCAGUGGCCGAAAUUCUCAGUCACUGUAGCUGCGGACAUGGAGGUGGUGGCACGGUGGGUCGGGUGCAAUGGGACCCGGCUCGUUGCUUGCUGGUUGGCAGGGCUGGGGAACCAGCCAAGCAUCCGGAACAGCGAGCCAUUCAAAUUGGUAUGAAGGACGACCUGUCGCGUUUCUACGUGCAGAGCGCCGUCUCCAUUGAGGACGUUACAUCUGUGGCACAUUGCAUCGCAAAGGCGCAUAAAGAAGCUCGGGAGAUUGGGGAGAUGGAUGUGGCACUGCCAAUGGAGAGACCCUACUUUCCCAGGUGCACUGAAGAGGUGUACUCCCGCCUCCAGCUUUGUCAGCAAUACACCGCGCCGCCAAGUUGUGGUUGUUUCGUUUGUACAGACUCGGGAUGUGGAGAACAGGAAGUCUCACCUGUCGUGCAACCCGUCCCCUGACACCCAAGCCAGAUGUCUGAACCAGAUUGAGCUGAAGCCUUUCUUUUGGGCGUUGGCCUAGUCUGUUGUACAGAUCAGAAAAAAAGGGCGAGUAUGGCUGCCAUGCUUGAUCUGAACAUGAUCUAAAGAGCCUAAAUGGUUGGCCAUUGUUCAUCUCCAGGAAUUGCC
Molecule: messenger RNA, 956 nt
Organism: Cladocopium goreaui
Lineage: Eukaryota; Dinophyceae; Suessiales; Symbiodiniaceae
Source: the annotation of a GenBank genome assembly